AUGAAGGCCACCUACGUCGUCUCCCUCUCCCUCGGCGCCUCCAUGGGCCUCGCCCAGGGCACCGGAGGGCUCCCAGAGUGCUCUGCUGCCUGUAUCAGCAGCAUGUUGGGCAAGGCCGUCGAGCUUGGCUGCCCUCCUACCAACUACGGCGACUGUCUCUGCACCAAGGAAGACUUCACUCACGGCCUGCGAGACUGCACCACGGAGGCCUGCCCGGGUGAGGACGUCAACAGGGUCGUCAUGCUCGGUCAGCAGGCCUGCAGGGCCCAGGGAGGUGGAAACAACCGAUGGCUGACCGGUGUAGCUUCUGGUACUGCUACCGGUACUGGCACCACCUCUGGUUCUGCCUCUACCGGCACGGCUGCUCCUUCAUCCACCACCGGCGGCUCUGCUCCCACUUCCGCUCAGUCGUCUACCCACGGCACCGCUACCGGCAGCGAGACCGUCACCACCAGCCACCCUGCAACCACCCUCUCCACCAUGGUCUCCAGCUCCGAGUCUGGCUCUCAUUCUGGCUCUCAGUCUGGCACUCAGUCUGGUACCGGGUCUGGCACCGAGUCUGGCACUGCUACCGAGACCGGGGCUCCCUCCACCACUUCAGAGGGCGGUUCUGGUCAGACCGGGUCCCCAUCCCCCACCAAUGGCGGUGCCGGUGGUGAGACCACUGGCAACGCUCCAUCCACAACUCACUCUGCCGGUCUCGCUCCGGCCAAGGCUACUGGUCUCGGUGUUGCCGGUGCCCUCGGCCUCGUCGCCCUUCUCGCCUUGUAA
Molecule: messenger RNA, 771 nt
Organism: Microsporum canis CBS 113480
Lineage: Eukaryota; Fungi; Ascomycota; Eurotiomycetes; Onygenales; Arthrodermataceae
Product: chitinase 3
Exons: 4
Coding region: 1-771 (256 amino acids)
Source: RefSeq, a predicted model, not a curated record